Prorocentrum cordatum is the source of this 987-nucleotide messenger RNA. NCBI's taxonomy places the organism in Eukaryota, Dinophyceae, Prorocentrales, Prorocentraceae. The record is from the annotation of a GenBank genome assembly.
AUGACGAAAGCAGCUGCUGGGCUAAAGUUGAGCAACAGCCCGGGCACGGCGGUGCAGAACACGCUUCGCGCCCUGCAAUGCCGGGACGCUGACAAAUUAUACCAGCGUGAAGAAUUGGAGCGUCGGGCAGGCAUAGAUCGCGAGCACGUGUACCAGUCCCGCAAGAUUGCCAAUAAGCUCGACUUGAACAAAGUGAUUUCUGAUAUCAGCAAGCCGUGCUGGAAGAGAGACUCAGAGCACACGUGCCUGGAUGCAUUCAGGCAUCAUCCUGAAGCAGUGCCGCGAUGGCGGCAGAUGUGGCAUAGUCUACCCAAACACGACCGGGCGCAGCGUCUAGCCGCUGAGUACGCACAAGCAUUUGAGGCACACACGGCUAGACGCAUGGGCGACUCCACGUGCUUCCAAAUGCAGUACCGCAUCUUCGGCCGCAAGGUAUGUAGAGACGCAUUCAUCGCUCUGACUGGCAUGCACGCGUGCACGUUGCAAGACGCCCGUAACCUUGCAGCCAAGGAUCAGUGCGUGAAGGACUUGCUGUUGCGAAAACUUGGGCAGCAUUAUGAGUUCCAAGCUGCGCAGAGGAUGGCAAUGAAUCAACUGUUUGCAGAAAGCGAGCGGCACCCCGAAGAGCUAGUGACAGUUGGUUGGGACAAGAUGGAUCAGGCUAAAACUAUUCUGCCGAGGGUGAAAGCGCUGUCCAACACGCAGUUCCAGAAGGGCGGGUCCAGGUUGAUCGCGCAUCUCAUUGGGGUGCUCAGCCCUACCCUGUGGGACAAUCCUGUAUUCUAUACUGUGUUUGAAAACCAAGUCCAGGGUGGUCAACCGCUCGAGGAGAAGAUCAACCUCGUGCGCAAGAACGCGAAGCGCGGCAUGGGCCAGGCCUCGCAGUUGGUGAAGGGCGUGGAUACUGAUGCACUGGACAAGGCUAUUGCGGCUGCCUUCCCUGGAUCAUCCGCAGGUGGCUGGCUUUCCAUAAAUGCGAUGUCUUAA